Messenger RNA from Oncorhynchus gorbuscha (pink salmon), 747 nucleotides. Its product is annotated as transmembrane protein 26-like. The transcript is spliced from 4 exons. NCBI's taxonomy places the organism in Eukaryota, Metazoa, Chordata, Actinopteri, Salmoniformes, Salmonidae. The record is from RefSeq and is a predicted model, not a curated record. Bases 1 to 747 code for a protein of 248 amino acids.
AUGGGCGUGGCUCUGUUGGGGGUGAAGAUGGCAGUCACCAUCAAGUAUACCCGCAACGCAGAAUGGAAAUGGUUCUCCCCUAUGGUUUCCUCUUACCUCACUGCCGUCAUCCCCUCAAUUUGUUUCCUGGAGCUCAGCCUGCUGCAGUACAAGCUCCCGGUCAACAUCUCCUCUAGCCUUGAGCUAGAGGAGCUGCUGGCUCACAUCCCCAUCUCAGCGGACAUCUUGCAGCUGGGCCCAGAAAACUGUGCGGCUGCCCUGAAGCAGACCAUGCUCAUCGUGCUGGUUCUGGGUCGCUGGCUCACGCCCAAAGGAGACAUGUCCCGAGAUCAGCUCUCCCAGCUCCUCAUGGCCUAUGCGGGCCUGGGCGCCGACAUCCUGGACAUCUUUGACAUCUUCACAGAGCCAGAUGUCAAGACCAACCGGGCUGUCAUCGACGUAGGACUGGCCCUGUCCUCCAUGCAUUUCCCACUGGUCCUCACCCAGACCUACCCCACCAAGGCCCAGCCCCAUCCUAGCUCGUCCCAGCCCUGGCUCGUCCCAGUGGAGUCUCUCUCAGGGGGACUAUGCUGUUCCAGGGAAGUGUGGCGUUUGCUGUUGACUGUGGGGCACCAGGAUGGGCUGUUCCUUGUCUACCGCCUCUACCUCACGAUCAGGAAGAAUGUGCUCAACCAGUUGAUGAUCUUCUUCACUUGCAAGAACAUCCUUGUCAUCUUGCUGGAGGUCUACAGGAUCUUUGUGGUGUAG